Messenger RNA from Ochotona curzoniae (black-lipped pika), 1704 nucleotides. RefSeq names its product corepressor interacting with RBPJ, CIR1 (gene CIRSR). Gene Ontology annotation, cellular component: nucleus. The record is from RefSeq and is a predicted model, not a curated record. Gene Ontology annotation, biological process: negative regulation of DNA-templated transcription. Lineage: Eukaryota; Metazoa; Chordata; Mammalia; Lagomorpha; Ochotonidae. Bases 84 to 1427 code for a protein of 447 amino acids. The transcript is spliced from 10 exons. Gene Ontology annotation, molecular function: transcription corepressor activity.
AGGCGCGGUUCCGGCUCGGCGGCUGCGUUUGUUUACGUCGCUCCCCGUGUUUAGGGGCUGCCGCCUCCCGCUCCGGCUCCAAGAUGGGGAAGUCCUUCGCCAACUUCAUGUGCAAGAAAGACUUUCACCCUGCCUCCAAAUCUAAUAUCAAAAAAGUAUGGAUGGCAGAACAGAAAAUAUCAUAUGACAAGAAGAAACAAGAAGAGUUGAUGCAGCAGUAUCUUAAAGAACAAGAAUCGUAUGAUAAUAGGUUGCUUAUGGGAGAUGAACGUGUGAAGAAUGGCCUUAAUUUCAUGUAUGAGGCCCCACCUGGAGCUAGAAAAGAAAAUAAAGAGAAAGAAGAAACAGAAGGAGAGACAGAGUACAAGUUUGAAUGGCAGAAAGGAGCCCCCCGAGAAAAAUACGCCAAAGAUGACAUGAACAUCAGAGAUCAGCCAUUUGGUAUUCAGGUUCGAAAUGUGAGAUGCAUUAAAUGUCACAAAUGGGGUCAUGUCAACACAGACCGAGAGUGUCCUUUGUUUGGACUUUCUGGAAUCAAUGCAAGUUCAGUUCCUACUGAUGGCUCAGGGCCAUCGAUGCACCCCUCGGAGCUAAUAGCGGAGAUGAGAAACAGUGGGUUCGCACUGAAACGAAAUGUACUGGGGAGAAACUUGACCGUAAAUGAUCCAUCACAGGAGUACGUUGCAAGUGAGGGCGAAGAAGAUCCAGAAGUUGAAUUUUUGAAAUCCCUAACAACCAAACAAAAACAGAAACUUCUUCGGAAAUUGGAUCGACUUGAGAAGAAAAAAAAGAAAAAGACAAAAGAUAGAAAAAAGAAGAAGAUUCAGAAGAGCAGAAAUAAACACAAAAAACAUAAAAACAAGUCCUCCUCCUCUUCCUCCUCCUCCUCCUCUUCCUCCACUGAGACGUCGGAAAGCAGUACUGAGAGUGACAGUGACAGUAAAGGUAAGAAAAAAGAAAAGAAGAAAAGGAAGAAAAGCAAAUAUUCAAGGAAUAAAAAUGAUUCUGAAGAGAUAGAUAAAUCUAAGAAGCGGAAACUUUGUGAAGAACUUUCUAGCAGUCACAGCAAGGAAAAAGCCAAGGAAAAACCUGAGCUUUUAAAACAGGAACAUUCUGGAGAGAAUAGCAAACGGAGCCAUUGUGAUAGUGACACCAAGUCCAGAAGCCAUAAUCAUGGGCCAGAAAGAGGAUCUGAAAGACGUGAAGGGAGCAGCAGAGGCCAUAGCAGGGAUGAGAGGAGGAAGAGGAGCCGCAGCCCAAGCCCUGGUGGCUACAAGCAAAGGGAGACGGGAAGGCGGCCACAGUGCAGUCACCGGGAGGAGCGGAACGGAAGGAGUGAUGCCAGGAGCCACGGCACACAUAACCACAGAGAAGACGCACACAGGGAGCUCGCAGGGAUGCAGCGGCCAAGCAGGAGCGGGGAGUGAGGGAGUGCCUGUGGCAGUUAAGAAGGGCUAAUUUAUGUACUACAUGUUUCUAAUUAAAAAAAAGGUUUUAAUUUUCUAUCUCCGCAAAUUGUCGUUUCAAGUAUACAGCUAUAGGAGAACUAUAAGAAUGAACUUCCCAAAUAUUUAUAGUCAUGUAUUUCAGGGCUGUAAAACUAUUUUCUCUUUUGUAACUGUGUCUUGUGCCCUGUGCCAGAUGAAAAUCCUAUAUAACUGUGACAUUUCUUUGUUCUGAAAUAUCAUUAAAAGAAUGACAACA